AUGGCCACCAUGGAGGACGAGGACCUGCUGGACUAUUUCCACAUCGAAUAUGGGCAGAACAUCCUGCACUUGCAGAGGAAACCGCGACAGGCAGAGGAGGACUCCCUGUCCCUAUUGACCCACCUCCAAGAGAAGAAGAAAGAAUCCAAACUGAUGCAAAAGGCUCUGGAGGCGAAGAAAGAGGAGUUCAAGGAGAGGAUGAAAGCCCUGGUCUGUGGGUGGCGGGACCUGCACGCCCAGGAGGCUGAGGUGAAAACCCACAUGGAGAAAUCCCUGAGGAUCGUAAAGGAAGAUGAUAAGAUGCGAGACCAAACUCUGAAGAAAGCAACCAAAGAGAGAGAGAAGAAGAUACAAAAGGAGUUUGAGCUUUUGAGAGCUAAAAGGGAACUGGAAGUCUGGAGAAAUAAGCAUGAGAAACUCUACAGCAAAGUGCAGAAGUACUCCAUCUUCAAAAAAUACCUGGAGGAUGUGGUGAAGAUCUCACAGUUUGAGGACAUCCAAGAAGUCGUUUCACGCUACAAGACGCUGCUGAGUGUGUACAAGGACCUGGAGCAGUUGCAACAGAGACACAAGGAAAUGUCCGAGCAAGCCAGGGUGUUCCUGGACCAGUACACAGAGGAGAAAGAAGCCGAGAUCCUGCACUACAUAAACGAGCUGGUGGAGCUCCAGCAAUGUUUUGACCAGGCUAAAGAAGACGUCCAGUUCUGGGAGACUUGCUGGGCUGGCAUCCAGAAAACAAGUACCAAGAAGACCCUGGAGCUGGGGAUCAUCAGGAUGGCCACCCUCAACCUCUUCCAGUGUGCCAAAAAGCAGAUGAAAGCUAAACAGAACGUGCCGGUGAAUGACAGCCUUGGACAACUGAACAUGAUUCAGCAGGUUAUCCUUGCAGACAUCUCCAUGGAGGGGAAAGAGGACAUGCAGGACCAUCAGCGAGCAGCUGUACCUACAGGACAUGCCAAU
Molecule: messenger RNA, 960 nt
Organism: Nestor notabilis (Kea)
Lineage: Eukaryota; Metazoa; Chordata; Aves; Psittaciformes; Psittacidae
Gene: CCDC42
Product: coiled-coil domain containing 42
Exons: 7
Biological process (GO): spermatid development
Source: RefSeq, a predicted model, not a curated record